Carassius gibelio (silver crucian carp) is the source of this 3885-nucleotide messenger RNA. RefSeq names its product cadherin-23-like. Gene Ontology annotation, cellular component: plasma membrane. NCBI's taxonomy places the organism in Eukaryota, Metazoa, Chordata, Actinopteri, Cypriniformes, Cyprinidae. Gene Ontology annotation, biological process: homophilic cell-cell adhesion. Gene Ontology annotation, molecular function: calcium ion binding. The record is from RefSeq and is a predicted model, not a curated record. Bases 71 to 3121 code for a protein of 1016 amino acids. The transcript is spliced from 25 exons.
CGAUCAGAGGGAGAUGUUACACCAGGAAUAGUCACUGUCUUCCUUCAGACCGUAUUGUUGACAAUGAAGUAUGGAAAAGAUGGCCUUAUUGUCUAUUUCACUCGUUUUAGCUUGUCUGCAUGUCCAGAGUGUGUGGAGUAAUAUUGGUUUCUCAAAGAUAAACUGUACAGCUGGAUCUAAUGCCUUUGUAGGAAGUGUCCAGGAGGAAUACCAAGGAGAUGUAGAGAUUCUCACUAAUAUCAGGCCUGACGAUCGUCCGGAGCUGGACACAUAUAUUUAUCCCAACGGCGUGACGUUUCUGGAGCUGAUUUAUACGGUCGGAGACUCAGCCGCGGUUGUACGGACCAGAAAACCACUGGACGCUGAAGAACUGAAGCAGUCAGGAGGGAAUCUGUAUUAUUCAGUCACCUGCUCAAACACAGAGGAGAGAAAUACCCGGACAUUAGAGGUUCUGGAUGUCAAUGACAACCCUCCGAUCUUCCAGAGUAAAUCAUACAGCGUCACAGUGUCCGAGAACACAGAGGUGGGAUCAGAUGUGCUCAAGGUGACGGCUGAAGAUAAAGAUGCCUCUUCAGAAAACAGCAGAAUUAUGUAUUCUAUACUUCCUCCAGUGCCAGAUGAGUUUGAAGUGAGAGCUGAUGGGAACAUCAGGAAGAAACGACAGCUGAACUACAACCGUGUUCAUCAGUACAUCUUCACUGUGGAAGCUAGAAAUGUAGGAGGAUACAGUGACACUGCAACAGUUACGAUAACUGUUGAAGAUUUCGACAACCUAAACCCUUAUUUUGAUCACAGUCUCUAUAAAGCAUCCAUUGAGGAGAAUCAGACAGGACCUUUGUCAGACGUCACUCCUGAGGCCAUGAAAGCUCAAGAUGGGGACACGGGCAUCAACGAGCCUGUAGUUUACAGCAUAACAGCAGUUCUUCCGAAUGAAUAUCAGAGCAUUUUUGAGAUUGAUGGAGACAGUGGGGUCAUCUCUGUGACAUCAGCACUAGACCGAGAGAAAUCUGACCAGAUUACUGUUUACAUACAGGCAGCUCAGCAGGAUGAUGCCAGUAAGAUGGCUAGCGCCAUGGUAUCAGUUACCAUUGAGGAUGUGAAUGACAACCCGCCGAAAUUUGACCAGGACGAGUACACCGUGUCUAUUCUGGAGAACUCACCAAAAGACCAGCUUGUGCUUCAGAUCAGAGUCACUGAUCCAGACCUGGGUGGGUUCUCUAAAGGUCACUUUGUCUUGGACAGUGAUACCUUCGUUAUCAACAGUCAAGGAGUAAUAUCACUUAUGAGCGAUGCCACCUUGGACACAGAAACUAGAGACAGUUACAACAUUGAGGUAAUAGCUGUAGACCAGCCUGAUGAUGGCUUAAUCUCCACAGCUAGGGUCAUCAUCACUGUUCUGGACGUCAAUGACAACCACCCACAAUUCCUUCCUCUCCCAGAACACAUUGAGAUUCAGGAAGGUGUGUACACGUCCUCAUCCCCUGGAGAAGUGUGCAUGAUAUCAGCCACAGACUCUGACUCUGGAGAAAACGGACGUGUGGCCAUCACGGUUUACUCACACAUCGAAGUAUUCAGCUUCAGAGCGGAUGGGACUCUGCUAGCUAUGGAUGAGCUGGAUCGGGAGACACAGAGCGUGUAUGAUGUGCUCAUUGUUGCCAUGGACAGUGCAAUACCACAGCUAAAUAACAUCACCACAGUGAGGGUCAGUAUCACAGACGUCAAUGACAACGCUCCAGUCUUCAGCUCGGACUGCUACAGCAGAAGUCUUCUGGUUAGAGACGCCAGGGUUGGAGAAGUGCUGCUGACAGUCUCUGCCACAGAUAAAGACACCGGACACAACGCCGUCAUUAGCUACAGUUUCUCUGAAGACUCUUCCAUGGUGGCGUUGGAUGCUGAAACAGGAGACAUCAUUUUGACCUCUGACCUUAGCGAGGUCACAGAAGAUACUCAGCUAACACUGACUGCUGUAGCGACAGAUCAUGGAGCACCAGUACAGUCUGAGGAAGCUGCGGUCUUGAUCUACUUUCAAAUAUCCUCUGUCAACGAGAGUGUGGCUUUUCAGAGGUCCUCCUACAACUUCAUAAUCAAGGAGAACGAGCCUGAGUCCUCGACAGUAGGCAGAGUCAAGGCAUUGACAGGGAGUCCACUGGUUACAGUCAGCUAUAACAUGAAGUCACACGAGGAUGUCUUCUCUGUGGAUGCUGAAGGAAGCAUAAAAGCUGUGAGAGCUCUGGACAGGGAGGAAGAGGAGUGGUACAUCCUCACAGUAGAGGCCAUAGACUCCAGAACUCCUCCAAACACAGCAGAGACAACGGUCAGAGUUCAGGUUGAGAACGUGAAUGAGGCUCCUGUGUUUGACGAAGAAAUAUAUAAAGCAGAAAUAUUCAGUAUCGCUCCAUACAAAUUCCCUGUAGUGAAGAUCCAGGCAUCAGACCCUGAUGUGGGCGAGAGCUCAGGAUUGCAGUAUUCUCUGCUGGACUUCACAUCUCUGCUGGAUGUGGAGGAAAGCACCGGUCAGAUCUACGUUCUGGAUGCAUCGAGUGUUACAGACGGUCUGUUCAACUUUCAGGCUAAAGCCACUGAUAAACAUGGGCUGUCCGUGACUACAUCAGUACAGAUCAGAGUAAAACAAAGUGUACAUCACUACAGCGUGACCAUCAUCUCCCUAAACCAGCCUGUCUACAUAGUGGAGAAGAAGAUCCCAGAGAUGGAGGAUUCCAUGGGAAAAGCUUUAGGCUGGACUGUGAAAAUCCUCAGUGUGAGAGCUGAGGAUGGGGUUGAGAUGCGCACCAUCUUCAGAGAAACUACAGCCAAGACUUACGUCAGCUUCUUCGCCAUGGACUCCAGUGGUGCUGUGAUCCCAGCCACGGAGGUCAAAGAGAAAGUGCACAGCGAGCACAAAGUGUUAACAUCGGAGCUGGUGAAUGUGUUUGGUCCUGGUCUGGAAAUCAAAGUGGAGGACAGUUCUGGAAGCUCUGGAGAUACCAGUCAAGCGGUCACCAUUGCUCUCGGUGUUCUGCUAGCAAUAACCUCUGUGGCACUCAUUGUUGCUCUUGUUAUAAUCAAAAGAAAGAAAAAUCUUAAUAGGAGCAACAGUAUUCGCCUCCGUACUAACUUUUAAAAAAACCCAGAACUGGAAAGGUUGUGAUAGAGAAUAGGAGAACAACAACAGCCUGAAACCACCAUGACUGACCGAAGCUUAUGUCUUUAUCAUAACACACAUUUAUAACCCUAAUCCUAAACGUAAGUGAGUGAGUGAAAGUGACAUACAGCCAAGUAUGGUGACGUAUAAUAAGCGUCAGAUUGUCAUAGCAAAGUCAGAAUUGACCCAUUUGUAUGUAGAAAUAGCCUGUACAGCCAGCCUUGUAGGGCACUCUCCUAGGUUUGCAGAACCGUUGUCCAUAAAAAGCGUUGCACAGAUUCGAACAUCUGGGUUGUGCUGUUCUGUUGUAAAUAAAUCUUAGCCAAUGAUUCCUCAUUGCAUCUACUUUGAGAAGGCCAAAUAAAGUGCUUUUGCUCUGACACAGAAACAUACAGCAUCUCCCAGACAUGACUGCAUCUAUACUUCUGUGAUUCCUGAAACCACGACUUCUUUCUUUGCGUGAACAUUUGGGAGGCAUUAUGCAAAUAUUCCCACAUCUGUGAUGAAGAGAUUUGGGGUGUGUUCGAAUGAGGCGUUUUAGUCCAGUCUGGAUCAGCCUUCUCUUUUAGAUGGAAUAAAUCUUUUUGUGGGAGACUUUGAGCUUUGUAAGUCUGCAGAUCUUAUACAUGUACAAAUAGAUACAUAACACACUAAAGAAAAGCAAAUAUAGAAAUAGCUUCAUAUGACCCCUUUAAAUGUAAAUAAAAUGUCAUUUGUAUAAAUAAAAUGUCUUAUUUUUCAAA